AUGGGGAGCCCCGACGCUGGGUCCGAUGCCAAGGUGGGGGGCGGCGCCGGCCUGGCCUUCGGCCUCGUCUCCAUCGCGGAGGGGCGAGGAGCCCCCACUGCUCAGGCCAGCUUGGCGCAUGGUCGGGGACAGGACACCGCUGUGGGACGUCCCAGACAGUCCUGGAGCUCGGGGGCCAGCGCGUCCCCGGGGGGCCAGAGCACAGAGUCGCUGCCUCCGCACUGGGACAAGGACGUCCACGAAGACCAGCGGCCGGGCUCCCCGGGGCGGCAGCUCUCGCAGCAGAGGGCCGGCUCGCGGCCAAGGGGGGCCAGAGCAGGCAAAGCGUCCGGGCCGGACGAGUCACUGGUGUCUGCCGCCACCGAGGACGUGCUGUUCCAGAAGGACGACAGCGCCACCGUGUACCCCCUGGAUGCAGAUGAGAACCAGCUGGCCCGGGAGUCUGCCCCUGCGGCGCGUGGGGGGGGGGGUGACAAUGGUGAUGGUGACAGUGGUGACAGCGGUGAUGGUGCUGGCGGUGACAGUGAUGAUGACAGUGACAGUGGUGCUGACACGGUGACAGUGGUGGCAGUGUUGAUGACGGUGACAGUGGUGGCAGUGUUGAUGACGGUGAUGGUGGUGGCGGUGACAGUGGUGACGGUGAGCAUGAGCUGGCGCUUCGGCUGGAACAGCGCCCUGCCUGUGCUGUACCUGCGCGACCAGGCCCAGCGGGUGGUGCUGUACGCCUGUGGCCACACUGCGGUCAUCUACGACGCGCGCAGGAACAGCCAGCACCACCUGCAGGGCCACCCGAACGUGAUCUCCUGUCUGUGCGUCAGCGAAGAUCGGCGCUGGAUCGCCACGGCGGACAAGGGGCCCAGGAGCCUGGUCAUCGUGUGGGACUCCUACACGGGCAUCCCGGUGCACACAGUGUUUGACAGCUGCCCCGAGGACCAGGGCAUCAGGGCCAUCGCCAUCUCACACGACGCCAAGCACCUGGCCACCCUCUCGGACGCCGCUAGCCAGAGGCUGAGCAUCUGGAAGUGGACGCUGGCUGCGGAGACGCCGUCCUGCACGCUGGAUCUGCCGGAGGAGUACGGCCCGCAGAACCACCUCAUUUUUAACCCGACAAACAACAAAGAGCUGGUCAGCAACAGUAAGACGCGGGCGAUUUAUUACAUGUGGGACGAAAAGAAAGGCAUCAUUUUCCACAGUGCCCCAGUUUUGACAGAGAAAACCUUCAACAAGCUGGUGGGGAGAUUCAGCCAGUCGGUCUUUCACCUGAACCCCACGCAAAUGCUCUCGGCCACGCUGGAAGGGAAGCUGGUCGUCUGGACCGUUCUGCGCCCCCCGCCAGCGGUGGGCCCCCCCCACAUCAGGCCGUGCAAGCUGGUCCAUCUGCAGAAGGAGGGCAUCACCGUGCUGACCACAGUCGACAGCCACGUCGUCACCGGCGACGUCAAGGGGGCCAUCAAGUUCUACGACCACGGCCUGUCCAUCGUCAACUGGUACAGCCAGUUCAGGCUGAGCCCCAUCCGCACCCUGUCCUUCUCCAAGAGGCCCGCCUCGCCCCCCUCCGCCGCCUCCAGCUACCCGCCGGACUGCACUCUGAAGGGCGACCUUUUCGUGGUCAGGAACCUCAUCAUCGGGACCACAGAUGCCACCGUGCACCACCUGACGGCAGACGGGACCAGGCUGGAGAAGCUGCUGGUGGAGCCCAGGGAGGCGGUGUGCGCCAUCUCCUGCCACCCGUACCAGCCGCUGCUGGCGGUGGGCAGCUUCUGCGGCGUGAUCAAGGUGUGGGACUACACCCGGAAGCUCUGCCUCUUCAGCAGGGUCUUCGGGCGCAGGCUCGGUGUGCAGAGCCUGGCCUACAACCCUGAAGGGGCCCUGCUGGGGGUCGGCUUCACGGAGGGCAGCGUCUCCAUCCUGGACGCCAUGUCCUUGCAAAGCAGCAUCCCGGAGCCCUUUAAAUACUCCAGGGCCAGCGUGACCCACGUCAGCUUCUCCCAUGACUCCCAGUACAUGGCAACGGCCGACGUCAGCUUCACCGUGGCCGUCUACAAGGUGGUGGUCAGAAAGGGCCAGCGGGUCUGGGAGUACCUAGCCAGGCUCCGCUCUCACCGCAAAAGCAUCCGCAGCCUCCUGUUUGGGGUUCACCUGGACAGCAAUGACUCCAGGCUGCUGAGCCUGGGCAGGGACCGCCUGCUGGUCGAGUAUAACCUUUUCAAGAGUUGCAGAGACCACCUGGAGGUGCUGGACAUCCACCGGACGGACCAGGGCCACUACCCCACCUGCAUGGCCUGGUACCCCCCGCUGACCAAGGAGCUCUUCUUGCUCAUUUGCAACAGCGGCUACAAAGUGAAGCUCUUCAACUCCACCACCAAAAUGUGCAGAAAGACGCUCCUGGGGCCAGUGUUCGGGUCUCCCGCGGAGCAGGCACAGGUGCUGCCAGUGAAGAGCACCCCCGAGCUGCAGAGGCGCCACCUGGUGUUCAUCACCCGUGACAAGGUCGGCCUGCAGAUCCUGCCGGUGGACGGGAACCCGCACAAGACCACGGCCAUCGUCUGCCACCCGGGCGGGGUGUCUGGGCUGGCCCUCGCCCACGACGGCAGCUGCGUCUUCACUGCGGGCGGCCUGGACCUCUCGGUGGUCCAGUGGGAGAUCAGCCUGAGCGCCCUGGACGCAGCCGUGUCGCUGGGGGGCCAAGACCUGACCCCGUUCUAUGGCCUGGUGCCGGGUGGCAGGGAAGGAAAGUUCUACCGGGAGCUCGAGGACUACUUCUACUACUCGCAGCUGCGCAGCCAGGGCAUCGACACCAUGGAGGCCAGGCGCGUGUCGGCACGCAUCUGCCUGGCCGAGCUGCCCUUCGUCAUGAGGGCCGUCGGCUUCUACCCGUCGGAGGAGAAGAUCGAGGACAUGUUCAACGAAGUCAGGUUCGGUGCGUACGUGGACACGGGGAGGACGGUGGACAGCAUCGACCUGCCGGACUUCCUCAAGGUCUAUGUGAACCACCGGCCACCCUUCGGCAGCACCAUGGGCGGUAUCCGGGACAGCUUCCGCGUGCUGGGCUCGGCCGACGCCAGGGGCCAGCCGGUCCUCCGGCGAGAGGACUUCCUGAGGCUGCUGCUGACCAAAGGCGAGCACAUGACUGAGGCGGAGCUGGCCGACUGCUUGGCCACGCUGUGUGGCCUGAACCCCGAGGGCUGGAAGUCCGAGCCUGCAGCCGCCUCCUUCACAGGCUCGGAGAUUUGCUUCGAGCAGGAGCUGCCCGAGGAGAUCUCGGCCGAGGCAUUCGCCACCGACAUCCUUGGCCUGACCAUCUCACAAGACCUGGGCGAGGAUGCGCUGCGCCCUGAGGCGGCGGGGAGCGUGUGAGCCCCCCUGGGGGGAGGCUGGGGGGAGGCGUGGGGUCCCCUGCCGCCUCCCCGGCACCACCCUCGGGGCGGACUGACGCUGGAACA
Molecule: messenger RNA, 3443 nt
Organism: Condylura cristata (star-nosed mole)
Lineage: Eukaryota; Metazoa; Chordata; Mammalia; Eulipotyphla; Talpidae
Gene: CFAP251
Product: WD repeat domain 66
Exons: 23
Coding region: 1-3357 (1118 amino acids)
Cellular component (GO): sperm flagellum
Molecular function (GO): protein binding
Source: RefSeq, a predicted model, not a curated record